UGUUUCCGGUUCACUCUUGCUGCCUUCCACUCCUUGUAACUUGGGCUUUACGCCAGUCCGUUUGGUCCUAAGUGUGAGGAUUCUGCAACAAUACCGGUGCAGUGGAGUCGAGGGAGGUAGCUAGGGCGUCCUGGAAGUGCUACUGGACUUGCUGGCGUAGAAUUAGCUUGUUGGACUGGUUGUUUUGUGAGGGAACCCCGUCAUAUAGCAAGCCUUGUCUGGUCGAUCGCUUAGGAAGUCUGACUUCAAUAUUGCAGCAAAUCCUACAUUAUAUUUUACCACUGUGUCCGUGAGUGAAUUUUGAAAGGUUUGUUUUUCUGCCUACAACGACUCGACUGCUUAUUUUGGGCUAAGAUAAACAGAUAAAGCUCAACAGUGGAAAUACCCAAAGGGAAAAUUUGAGUUGUUUACGAAUUAGAAACCCACACAAGACGAUUCAGCCCGGCCAUCCUCAGGUGUUUCACAACCUUCACCAUGGGACCCUUUCAUAUUUUGAUCAUCCCUGCUUGUCUUUUAUUCGUUCCCUCAAGCGAUGCUCAAGCUAGUGCCCAGUGCGCCAAGAGGAGCUGUUAUCCAGCCACGGGAGAUCUCCUUGUCGGUCGUGAGAAUAAGAUCUACGCGAGCUCUACAUGCGGUCUCCGUGGUCCUGAGGAAUACUGCGUGGUGUCGAACCUGCAAGAUUAUGGAGACUGUCACAUCUGCGACUCCAGGCCGUAUCAGACGAACCCACAGUUCAGUCACGUGCCGAAAUACAUGCUCUCGUCAUUCGACGGGCGCAAAAAGGACGAAUGGUGGCAGUCGGAAAACGGCAGGGAAAACGUGUAUUUACAGCUUGAUUUAGAGUCCGAAUUCCACUUCACACAUUUGAUCAUGAGGUUCCGUACUUUCCGGCCUGCGGGAAUGGUGAUUGAGCGGUCCUGGGACUAUGGCAAGAAGUGGCAGAUUUACCGAUACUUCUCGGCCGACUGCGACAAGAUUUUUCCGGGAAUACCAAAAGGCGAACCCAAAGACAUCGAUGAUGUCAUCUGUACGAACAAAUACUCAACUGUGGAACCCUCCACGAAUGGCGAGGUCAUCUUCCGGGCGCUGAAAUCUCAAAUCCCGAUCAAAAAUGCGUACAGCAGUAAGGUCCAAAACCUGCUGAAGAUCACCAACAUCAGGAUCAACUUUACGAAGCUGCACACGCUUGGUGAUGACCUGCUUGACCCGAGACCCGAGAUCAAGCGCAAAUACUACUAUGCCGUCUACGAUCUGGUCAUCCGAGGGAGCUGCUCUUGCUAUGGUCAUGCAGAGCAAUGCCUUCCAGAACCUGGACAACCCACCACGCCAGGAAUGGUUUACGGUCGCUGUAACUGUACCCAUAACACCACGGGUAAGAACUGCGAGCGGUGUCAGGAUGGAUACUUCGACGUCCCAUGGAGACCCGCUGAUGCUGAUAACCCAAAUGAAUGCCGAAAGUGCAACUGUAACGGUCACGCGGUCAAGUGUCGGUUUGAUCCGGCCGUCUACCAAGCAUCUGGGAACGUUAGUGGCGGCGUGUGUCAGGACUGCGAGCACAACACUGUGGGCAGGAACUGUGAGCGAUGCAAACCGCUACAUUACCAGGACCCAUCGAAGAAGUUUAGCGACCCUGACGCUUGUAUAGCGUGUAACUGUGACCCAACUGGCGGCGUCAAUGGAGGAGAGUGUGAGGCCAAGAAUGACCCUGCUGCCGGACUAGUAGCCGGACGCUGCAUCUGUAAGAGGAACGUCGGUGGUGUCCGGUGUGAUCGCUGCAAGGCCGGCUUCUUUAACUUGACCACCGAUAACCCGGACGGCUGCAAAGCCUGCGGAUGUAACCCUCUUGGUACUAUAGGCGAGUGUAACCCGGACACUGGCCGGUGUACGUGCAAGCGAUAUGUCGAGGGCGAAGACUGCGACAGAUGUGCGAGCGAGUACUGGGGACUAAGCAGCACUCCCGCUGGAUGUAGCAACUGUGCGUGUGACGUCGGCGGUUCCUAUGACAACCAAUGUGACAAACAGACUGGCCAAUGUCGUUGCCGCAAGGGGAUCACGGGAAGGCAGUGUGAGAGAGUGAAGACUGGGAACUACUACCCGCUCCCAGAUCAUUUGAUUUACGAGUCGGAGGAGGCACGCGCAGUUGGGGUCUCUGAGGUCGCGCGACAGGAGUAUCCCAAAAAUGGUGCAGCUACGUGGACUGGUGAUGGACUGCUGGACGUGGCGGACGGAACUGCCGUGGUCUAUUCGAUCACCAACAUUCCGAAUUCUGGGUUCUACACGCCGCUGCUUCGAUAUGAGACAAAGGAUGCCGGUCAGUGGCGCGCUGUUGUUCAAAUCAGCAGACCCGAUGGCAAACCGCUGACCACAGGCGCGUGCCGACGUCCAUCAGGGCGUGACGAAUACUAUCGUAACGUGACCAUCGCGCUGAACCCGUCACGCCGCUAUGUCACGCUACCUGAUGACGUGUGUCUCGAGAAAGGCGUCAGUUACGAUAUUCGUGUACGGUUUGUCCGGGAUCCUGUUUCUAAUACGCGUGACUCCAUCUUCACGGAUUCGAUCGUACUGCUCCCCGUUCCUGGCUCAGUAGACAUAUUCCAGGGAUCCGAGGGGGCAAAGCGCCAGGCUCAGUUUGACUUGUACCAGUGCCUGGACUAUCACCUGGCCGCCAGUCAGCCCCGCCCCAAGCUUUCGGACGUCUGCAAGAAACUCAUCUUUUCCAUGUCUUCAGUAAUCUAUGAUGGUGCAGUAGCCUGCAACUGUGACCCUAAGGGUACCCAAAGGGACGCCAAUGGUACGCUUGUCUGCGAUCCUAUUGGCGGACAGUGCAAGUGCAAGUCGAAUGUGAUUGGCCAGAGGUGCGACCGCUGCGCGCCGGGAUCGUUUGGAUUCAGCAACAAAGGAUGCUCAGCGUGCGACUGCGACCGUAUCGGUGCCAUCGACAACUUCUGUAACAUUCUUACGGGACAGUGCCAGUGCAGGAACUGGGCAUCGGGAAGGCAGUGCAGUCUGUGCCCGCCAAACAUGUGGGGGUUCCCCCUGUGCCGACCCUGCCGUUGCUAUGGACACGCCAGUAGCUGUAACCCCAAGACUGGCGUCUGCGUGGACUGUCAGCACAACACGGUGGGAAAGAAUUGCGAGGCGUGUGCUGUUGGCUUUUACGGUAUCGCUACAAAAGGAACCCCGAACGACUGUAAGCGCUGUCAGUGUCCGGGCGGAAGCAGCGGAAAUAAGUUCAGUGAGAGCUGUUACGUAGAUACCUCUACAACGCCGCCAUCGGUACUUUGCGACAAGUGUCAGGUGGGAUAUACCGGCAGGCAAUGCGAGGAAUGUGCGGAUGGUUACUAUGGCAACCCCUUAGUUCCUGGGGGUAGCUGUAAGCCCUGCUCUUGCAACAACAACAUCGAUCCCACGGUCAGCGGCAACUGUGACCGACUGACGGGCUCAUGCUUGCAGUGUCUGUAUAACACGGCUGGGUUCAAUUGCGAGCGCUGUAAGCCUGGUUACUUUGGCGACGCUAUAGCCAGGAAUUGUACAAGCUGCGUCUGUGAUAAGAAAGGCACCAACCCAGGGUUUCACUACUCGUGCAAUCACAAAACUGGACAGUGCAAUUGCCUACCGGACGUCGAAGGCAAACAGUGCGAUCGAUGCGCAGAGGGAUUCUGGAACCUGGCGAGCGGGAAAGGGUGUCAGCAGUGCGACUGUUGUAUCGAGGGCAGCCUGAGGUCUAUGUGUAACCAGAUCACUGGUCAGUGUCAAUGCAAGGCUGGUUUUGGUGGACCAAGGUGCUGUGAAUGUGAGGAUAAUUUCUGGGGAUCACCUCCUGAUGGCUGUAGCGCCUGUAACUGUAACCUUGCUGGGUCCGUGCAUCUACAGUGCGACCGUGAUACGGGCAAAUGCUUGUGCAAGGUGGGUCACAUCGGCGAAAAGUGUGACAUGUGCGCGGCGGACACCUCCGGAAAGAUGCCCCAGUGCGAGAUAUGCGGGGAGUGCUACUAUCAGUGGAAGGCCACUCUGGGCUUUCUCUCCAGGAACGUCACAUACCAGAUCGACAGGGCUGCCAACCUCACGUUAAAGACUACAGGUGGUGCGUACGCUUAUGACAAAGAGCUCAAAGAGUUGGAAGAGAAAUUGAAGCGGGUUCAGAAGAUUCUUGACGCACAGAAAACCAAAGAAAACGAUACAAAGAUGAUCGAAGCCGAACUCGACGCUGCCACCAAAAGACUUCGUGAAAUCAAAGAAAACACGGAUCGCAUUGCGAACGAGGUCAACUCCACUGCCGUGAAAACCCACCAAGCAAACGACGAAAUAGCGCGGCUCAGAAAGCUCUUGAAUGACUUGUUGCAAAAAGCGGAUCAAAUGAAGAACGAUAUCCUUAGGGUACGUGAUACGAACAUUCGCGGAGCCUUUGAGGGAAUCAAGGAAAAUCAGCGCCGCAGUAGAGAGGCGGAAAAGAGAGUGAACGGCUCUUUGGACAGCAUAGAUCGAGCUACCAAGAACAGGAAGAAUAUACAGAUGACACUUGACGGUCCACCUUCCUUCAACCAAACGCAUACCAAGAACCAGGUAGACCUUGGGGACUUGAUGAAAAGAAUUGAGGAACUGAAGAGGAAUUCCGUCGAGUUGAAUGGAAUCGUUUGUGGGACACCCGCCAGUAAGUGUGGAGAAUGUACGGCGACUAAUUGUAGCGUGUGUGGCCGCCCCGGCUGUAAUGGGACCAGGAACCUUGCCCAGGAUGCCGUCAAGAGAGCCAAGGAGGCAGAGGACGCUCAGAGAAUGAGAGAAGCCAAAGCAAACAUGACAUUGAAAGAAACAAUGGAAGCAGAGAUGAUGGUAAACAUGUCCCGAACAGCCGCAGAAACCGCGAUCUCCAAAGCCAUGGACGCGCAGAUGCGCGCCCAGAACGCCACCAAGAGGAUGGAUCAAUUGAUCAAGGACAUCUUGGAGUUCCUCGCGCAGCCAUUCCCUGCCAUCGACAUGUCAAGGAUGCUAGCCAACAAGGUCCUUAACAUGACGCUAUCCGUGUCCCCUGAUCAAAUCACAAAACUUGCUCAAGAUAUCAGAGAAGCGUGGAAAAGUCUAACAGGAGUUGAUGAAAUCUUAGAGAAAACGAAACAGAACCUCACGAGAGCUGAAGACCUAAAGAGGAGGGCAGAGGAGGCAAGGGAAAAGGCGUUGACUGUCUCAGAUGUUAUCCAAAAUGUCACUGACGCCCUUGAUAUGGCUGCGAAUGGCCAGCAGCUAGCUAAAGAUGCCAUACAGCUCGCCGAAGAUGACAUCGUAGAAAGCCAGGGCAUCUUGGACGCAUUAUUACCCCUUCUCGAUGCUCUGGAGAAAAAGGUUAACGCUGCAGAAAACACUACGAAUCAAGUCAAGACAGACCUCCCGGCCGUAAAAGACGCUUUCGAUAACAACGCCAAGAACCUUACAAUGGCCGAAGAUGAAAUGAAGAAGGCCAACAAAGAGUCUAUGAUCGCUCUUCAGGAAGCAGAAAGACUGAAGAAAUUGUUCGAGCAAAUAAAAGGAAAAAUAGACAACAAAGUCGGCGCGGUUGUGAACGCUACAAAACGGGUCGAUCAAUUCAAGGAAAAGGCGAAGAAACUGACGAAUGAGCUUGGUAGCAAGAUACGAAGGAUUGAGAUUAUUGAAAGAGAGACGAUAACAUACGAAAACCUGAUUGAGGAGCUACGAGAACUUAGGAAGAAAAUGGUGGCGCUCAAGGCAGAAGUAAAGAAGAAAUACCGACUCGUAACCGGCUGCGUACCAUGGGACACGGAGCCUUAACCGGAUAUGACGCACACGAAAUCUUCAAAUCUAAUUCUUAUCGCCGGAUGUUUCUGCCGCUCAAAAUCAGUGACAUUGGUUACCAUGUAGAUAUCAUCAAUUUUGACUGACAGCUUUGACACUGAGGGAAGCAUACAUGACGGCACACUACAAAUGGUUUCUACGCCACUGAGCGAGAGCUGCUUUGCUGUUCUUCAGUACUGCGAAAGGAAAAAAUAAACUCGUGUGAAAAGUUGGUGUCGCAUCGCUUGCAUUUAUAAAAAGGAAUUAUAAUUGCACGAGAUGCCUCAUUUUAUUGUAUUUAGUUCGCUAAGAUUUUAUUUGCGUAUUCAGAAUUACAGCUAGGAUAUUACAAUUAGAUGAUUGUGGUGAAUGUCUGUCUGGAUUAUUGUAAAUUUGAUAUAUUAGAGAGAUGAAUGAAAUGAUUACAAAUGAGCUCAAAGGCUGCAAAAUGUAUAAUUUGCCAGGUUAUAAAUUUGAGGAAAAUAUAUAACGUUUUUCUCAAAGGAUACAGUAUACGAUGGUUUGCAUAUUUUUUAUAUAUAUUUGUACAGUAACCUUUUUGUGCCACGCAGCAUGGCUGGGUGACUGUUUCUUGGUUUUUAAUAACUCUCGCAAUCGGCCAACCAUGGUUUAAUAAAAGGUUGUCAGCAAUAAAA
Messenger RNA from Nematostella vectensis (starlet sea anemone), 6440 nucleotides. Its product is annotated as laminin subunit beta-1. The record is from RefSeq and is a predicted model, not a curated record. Gene Ontology annotation, cellular component: membrane; laminin trimer. Gene Ontology annotation, biological process: signal transduction; basement membrane assembly; cell migration. Lineage: Eukaryota; Metazoa; Cnidaria; Anthozoa; Actiniaria; Edwardsiidae. Bases 475 to 5781 code for a protein of 1768 amino acids. The transcript is spliced from 27 exons.